CCCCACGCGGGGCGAGACGCGAGUGGGGCCGGGAUCGGGGACGGGGGAGUUUAGAGGCGCCGUAGGGCGGGAGUGUCUACGUGCCCUUCCCCCGCGUGGGCGCCCUGACCCGCUUUCCCCCGCCCCGCGCGUGGGGUGAGGCGGAGUGGGGUGUGUGUGGGGGGCGGUGGGCAGCGGGAGCGCGGCGGCGGGAGCGCGGCCGGGGAGGAGCGGGAGCGGAGCGAGCCAGCGGCAGCCCCGGGCCCGGUGCGGCCGAGCGGCGGGGAUGCGGCGAAGCGCGGCGGCGUGCUGGGCGCUGCUGCUGCUGGCCGCCGCCUUCUGCGACUCGGUGGCCGGCAAGGGGGGCCGCGGCGGCGCCCGCGGGGCCGCCCGCGGCGGGGUCGCCCGCGGAGCCGCCCGCGGGCGGGUGAAGGCAGCGGUGCCCCGUUACGGCUCGUCCGGGGCGGCCCUGCGGGUGGCAGGGGCGGCGGCGGCGGGAGCGGCGGCCGGCGUAGCGGCGGGGGCUGCCCUGCGGCGGGCCCGGUUGGCCGGGGAGCUGGAAGCAGGCAACGGCGGCGACUAUCGUGACGGCAACUGGACGGCCAGCGCCUGGACCUCUGCUGCGAUGGCCUGGGUCCCACCGAGCUGGGCCAUACCCUGGCUCUGUCCCCUGGCUGCCAUCCUCCGCCGCUGACGGCGGUGGUGGGACCUGACCGCACCCGGUGCAGAUACGGAUAGGACCCACCGGUCACCUCCCCCACCCUGGGCUAGCAGCGGCUCCCAGGGCUGUGCCCACCCCGUGCCCAGCUCACCCCAUAACCCGCCGCCACCGGGGCAGGACCCCACGGGAAGCCCUUCCACCACCCUCCCCUCACACCCCGUGCCAAACUCCCCCCAACUCUGGCACCCCCGUCUCAGCCACUCCUUGGUAUGGAGGGUCUCGUAGCGUUCGGAGGAUGAGGAGACGGCAAUAAAGGUGGAUGGAAAGCUGGUGUGGCUGGAUGUAGGGCUCAGGAUGAGGACACCAGGAUGGCCAGUGCCCCAGCACCCUGCGCAUGGGGGUUUUAUUUGGGGAUGGUGGUCCCAG
Messenger RNA from Chroicocephalus ridibundus (black-headed gull), 1066 nucleotides. It is a transcript of the gene SPRN, whose product is annotated as shadow of prion protein. Gene Ontology annotation, molecular function: nucleic acid binding. The transcript is spliced from 2 exons. Lineage: Eukaryota; Metazoa; Chordata; Aves; Charadriiformes; Laridae. Gene Ontology annotation, cellular component: membrane; nucleus. The coding region runs from base 266 to 673 and encodes 135 amino acids. The record is from RefSeq and is a predicted model, not a curated record. Gene Ontology annotation, biological process: protein import into nucleus.